AUGAAAGUUACAGCACUUUACGUCUACCCUGUCAAGGCGCUCUGUGGCAUCCGCCUCGACACGGCGGAAGUUGGAGGCCAAGGACUGCAAUAUGAUCGCACGUUCAUGAUUUGCCGCUUCGGCUCCAACGGCGAGCUCAUCAAGGUGCAAAUGUCGGAGCGUGCGGAGUGUGCCCUCUUCCAGCAAGAGAUUGCCAACCACAAGAUCCAUGUCAAAUACGCCCAGCCAGAGGAGCCCGUGGUGGAAUACCACGAGCUUCAGGACACGGUACUGGAAUUUCCAAUAGAGCCCGAGACGGAUGGGCUCGACAGAGCCGAAUUGGAUCUUCACGGGAGCCGCGUUUUGGCAUAUCGCAUGGGCCAGAAGUACGACGCCUGGUUCACGGCCUGCUUCGGGUUCAAGACCACGCUUCUCUACAUUGGCCAGGAGCGCCGUCCCGUCCUCGGCACAUUUUCCCCACGCAACCCCAAGCCCGAGGAGGAGCCCGCGCCGCAAAAGGGCUGGCUCUCCUCCAUCUCCAGCUACGUCACAGGCACCGGCACCGGCGCCGGCCAGGACGAGCCCGAUUGGCUCACAUUCAGCGACUGCGCGCCUCUGUUGCUUACGACCGAGGCGUCGCUCCGCAACGUCCGCGCGCGGGUCGCGAGCGGCGAGGUUGACAUGCUCAAGUUCCGGCCCAACAUUGUCGUCGACGGCGCAGGCGAGUGGGACGAGGACUUUUGGGCGGCGCUGUCCCUCAACGGCGCGCCGGCGCUGCUCCUCACCAAGCUCUGCAACCGCUGCACCUCGCUCAACAUUGACUACAGGACGGGCCGCUACGGCAAGGCUAGCGAGGAGCAGGGUAGCAUACUCAAGGUGCUGAUGAAGGACCGUCGCGUCGACGAGGGGUCCAAGUACUCGCCCGCGUUUGGGCGCUACGGCUUCCUGGACAAUGGCGUGCAGCGGCUGCGGAUCUCUGUGGGGGAUGACAUGGCCGUGACGAAGCGCACGGAGAAGAGGCCGCGCUGGGACUGGCCGAUGAAGCCCAAGGGAGUCGGCAGAUACUACCGCUAUGCGUGA
Messenger RNA from Akanthomyces muscarius, 1059 nucleotides. RefSeq lists its product as uncharacterized. NCBI's taxonomy places the organism in Eukaryota, Fungi, Ascomycota, Sordariomycetes, Hypocreales, Cordycipitaceae. The coding region runs from base 1 to 1059 and encodes 352 amino acids. The record is from RefSeq and is a predicted model, not a curated record. The transcript is spliced from 2 exons. Gene Ontology annotation, molecular function: catalytic activity; pyridoxal phosphate binding; molybdenum ion binding.